Messenger RNA from Drosophila grimshawi, 1530 nucleotides. RefSeq names its product innexin inx6. The record is from RefSeq and is a predicted model, not a curated record. Lineage: Eukaryota; Metazoa; Arthropoda; Insecta; Diptera; Drosophilidae. Gene Ontology annotation, biological process: phototransduction. Bases 30 to 1385 code for a protein of 451 amino acids. The transcript is spliced from 2 exons. Gene Ontology annotation, cellular component: plasma membrane; gap junction. Gene Ontology annotation, molecular function: gap junction channel activity.
AUACUAGAACAAAUAGAAACAAGUGCAUUAUGUACGCCGCAGUGAAGCCCCUUUCGAAAUAUCUUCGAUUGAAGACGGUGCGCAUCUACGAUCCGAUAUUCACACUGCAUUCCAAGUGCACCAUUGUCAUCCUGCUGACCUGCACAUUCCUGCUGUCGGCCAAACAGUAUUUUGGCGAGCCAAUACUCUGCCUCAGCACCGCAAAGUAUACGGAGUACGUUCAAUCCUAUUGCUGGACCAUGGGCACCUAUAUACUGUCCCCGUAUAAUAAUAGCAUUGAUGGUAGCAAAUCAUCGCCACCGAUGGAACACCUAAAGCCACAGUCACAGUUACAGUCACAGCACCCGCCACGCUCGAUGGCCCUCAGUGAAGACAGCAUGCGCAUCCUUUUGGCCCAAAAUGAGCAAUACGUUCGCAUGGUUUCCAUAGCGGAGGGCGUUGGACCCGAGACGCGCGGCGUUACGAAGCGGAUGUAUUUGCGUUAUUAUCAGUGGAUAUUUAUGAUAUUGCUGUUCCAGUCGCUACUCUUCUACUUCCCCUCGUACUUGUGGAAGGUAUGGGAGGGGCAGCGCAUGGAGCAGCUGUGCUGCGAAAUCGGUCAUGCGCUCAUCCUGGAGGAGACCUAUCAAUUGCGACUGCGCAUGCUAACCAAAUACUUUCUGGCCAACUUCUCCGCCAUCCAUUGUUGCUAUGCCAUCAAGUAUGCCUUCUGCGAGCUUCUCAAUCUGAUCAUUAGCUUGCUCAACUUUUGGCUCAUGGACGUCAUAUUUAAUGGAUUCUGGCACAAGUAUAUUCACGCACUGGCUGCGAUACCCGUUUACGAUUGGAAUCUGUGGAAUUUGAUGAGCUCACGCGUAUUUCCCAAGGUGGCCAAAUGCGAGAUGUUCAUCUAUGGGCCGAGCGGCACACCCAAUAUACUGGACAUACUCUGCCUCCUGCCGCUCAACAUUUUGAACGAGAAACUCUUCGCCGUACUCUACGUGUGGUUCCUCUUCAUUGCCAUGCUGGCUGCCAUCAAUAUACUCUAUCGUCUGUUGCUUGUGUGCUGCCCGGAGCUGCGUCUGCAGCUGCUGCGCACCCAUCUGCGCGGCAUGCCCAAGUCGCAUGUGCGUCAGGUUUUGGCCAGCGCCUGCUAUGGCGAUUGGUUUGUCCUCAUGUGCGUCAGCAUCAAUGUGAAUCCAACGCUCUUCCGCGAGCUGCUAGAGCAGCUCUAUGCGGAGAUAAGUAGCGCCAGCUUCAAGAAAGCGAACGGCAUGCCAGCAGGAUCUGGACAGGAUCAGGAUGAUGAUCAAAAUGAUGACAACACCAGCUCCACUUCCUCGCUGACCAGAACGAAUGGCGUCAAUCUCAUGCCGGUCAACUACUAUACCGAGAGCCAUGCAUAGAAGGAGCCGCCAAGGAUCUGGGAAUCGCAAGAUUUGUUCGUGCUACAGUUGUAAUUUGUUAGUUUUAUUCGUUUUCGGUUUAUUUGCGCCAAGUGCAAGACAAACACGAAAUACAUCAAAACGCAAAUAAAUGCGAUAAUCAAAA